GAUCCAAACCAAUACCACCUGGUGUGGGUCUGACUGUCAUUUUGCCUACCUGUGCCUUCCUGAUAUCUGAAUUCCCUGAUUCUCCCACGGACGUGGGGCACCCAAAGGGGCUGGUCUGUGGCAGGUGGCGCUUGCAACAGGAAAGUGGAGAAAUUGGUUUGUUUGACAUCUCCUGACGUCUACGUCAAGCGACGCUAUGUUGAAAAACGUUUUCCUGUGGUCUCUUCAGAUAAGUCUCCUGGGAAUUAGUCUUGGUGGGAAUGUUCUCAUCUUGUCACCAGAAGUCAGUCACUGGCUAAAUAUUAAGAUAAUAAUAGAUGAGCUCAUAAGGAAAGAACAUAAUGUGACUGUCCUUGUUACAUCCAGUGCGCUUUUCAUCACACCAUCAACUAGCCCAUCUCUGACUUUUGAAAUAUAUCCAGUGCCCUUCAGCAAGGAAAAAAUGGAAAGUGUGAUUAAGGACUUGGUUUUGACAUGGCUGGAAAACAGGCCAUCUCCUUCAACUAUCUGGAAGUUCUAUAAUGAAAUGGCCAAAAUCUUUAAGGAGCUCCAUAUGAUGUACAAAGAUACUUGUGAUGGCGUUCUUAAAAAUGAAAAGCUGAUGGCCAAACUGAAGAAAGGAAAGUUUGAAGUACUGUUAUCAGACCCAGCAUUUCUAUGUGGUGAUAUCAUAGCUAUAAAACUGGGAAUCCCAUUUAUCUAUUCCUUGAGGUUUUCUCCAGCCUCUACUUUGGAAAAGCACUGUGGAAAGGUCCCAUUCCCUCCUUCCUAUGUUCCUGCAAUUUUGUCAGAACUCACAGACAAGAUGUCCUUUCCUGACAGAGUCAGAAACUUCAUCUCCUACCAAAUGCAGGACUACAUGUUUGAAAUGAUUUGGAAGUCAUGGGAUUCCUAUUACAGUAAAGCUUUAGGAAAACCCACCACUUUUUGUGAGAUUAUGGGGAAAGCUGAGAUUUGGCUGAUACGGACAUACUGGGACUUUGAAUUCCCUCGUCCAUAUUUACCUAAUUUUGAGUUUGUGGGAGGACUGCAUUGCAAACCUGCCAAACCUUUACCUAAGGAAAUGGAAGAAUUUGUCCAGAGCUCAGGGGAACAUGGUGUUGUGGUGUUUUCUCUGGGGUCAAUGGUCAAAAAUUUGACAGAAGAAAAGGCCAACCUCAUUGCCUCAGCCCUUGCCCAGAUUCCCCAGAAGGUUUUGUGGCGAUACAGAGGAAAGAUACCAGCCACUUUAGGAUCCAAUACAAGGCUGUUUGAGUGGAUUCCCCAGAACGAUCUUCUUGGACAUCCCAAAACCAGAGCUUUUAUCACUCAUGGUGGAACAAAUGGAAUUUAUGAGGCCAUUUACCAUGGAAUUCCUAUGGUGGGAGUUCCCAUGUUUGCUGAUCAGCCGGACAACAUUGCUCACAUGAAGGCUAAGGGAGCAGCUGUGGAGGUGAACAUGAACACUAUGACAAGUGCAGAUUUGCUCCAUGCUGUGAGAACAGUUAUCAAUGAGCCAUCUUAUAAAGAAAAUGCCAUGAGACUAUCAAGAAUCCACCACGACCAGCCAGUGAAGCCCCUGGACAGAGCUGUCUUCUGGAUUGAGUUUGUCAUGCGCCACAAAGGAGCCAAGCACCUUCGCGUGGCAGCGCAUGACCUCAGCUGGUUUCAGUACCACUCUCUGGAUGUGAUUGGGUUCCUGCUGGCCUGUGUGGCAUCUGCUAUAUUUUUGGUUGCAAAAUGCUGUGUUUUUGUAUUUCAAAAAAUUGGUAAAAGAGGAAAAAAGAAAAAAAGAGACUAGAACAAGAAAAGUCCCUGGGUUUGGUAGUCCUAGUACUUAGAGGUACAGAGAGCUGUCAGCUACUAAUCCUCAUGACAUUUUCAAAUAUCCCAUUCCUGUCUUAGCCUGCAUAUAACUCUAGGACGCAACAUAACCACACUUUCUUGAAAGAGCCUCAUCUUUCUUUUGCUAUUUCAGUGAUAUUUUUUAUCUUUUUGGCACAGGGGCACUAUUAAUUUAACAUUUUUUUUUCAGAAUGUCAUUUAAAAUAUAAAGAAAAUGAUAACCGAUAGCAUUACAAAUCCUUGAGAAGGCACACAGGGUAUAUUAAAUUUUAUUUAAAGCCCACUUAUGCAGAUCCUCACAGACCACACAAAAGGAGCAUUGACCACGGGAAGAGAAGAUUCAGCAUCUUCUUUCUAAAUAAGCACCAGCUUUUGUGAUUCUCUAAUGUCACAGAGGAUGAAUUCAGAACUGUGGUGGCAUGUUACAGCAGGAAAACCAUGUAAAACUUGUUAGCACAUUUAAAUUAUAAUGGUGUAUUUUCCUGCUUUUCCCUAAAACAUGUAUCUGUAUAUUCUCAGUGAAUGGGUUUGGUACAAUCUAAAGAAAUGAAGAGGUGAACUGAGCUACCAUUUUCUUCUCAGAUAACAACUACCAACAGUAUCUAAAAGGUUAGUUCUAGAAAAAGUGAAAAUUAAGCAAUAUUGAAAAAUUGUAGUAAUUUCUUAAAUUUUAACUUGGCUUUUUAUGUUAAUCCAUUAUACUUAAAAUUGUAUAGUUCAUAAUCCAUAACCAAUAUUUAUAAUUAAUUGUUUAAUUUUCUGCUAAAAUAAAUACUAAUAUUGAGAUCA
Molecule: messenger RNA, 2613 nt
Organism: Meriones unguiculatus (Mongolian gerbil)
Lineage: Eukaryota; Metazoa; Chordata; Mammalia; Rodentia; Muridae
Product: UDP-glucuronosyltransferase 2A1-like
Exons: 7
Coding region: 197-1780 (527 amino acids)
Molecular function (GO): UDP-glycosyltransferase activity
Source: RefSeq, a predicted model, not a curated record